Messenger RNA from Prorocentrum cordatum, 1473 nucleotides. The record is from the annotation of a GenBank genome assembly. NCBI's taxonomy places the organism in Eukaryota, Dinophyceae, Prorocentrales, Prorocentraceae.
GCCAAGAACCUGCACGUGGUCUCCCUGCAGCCGAGGUGGGGCAGCCACGGCGUCGACCCCGCGGCGGGCAUCUCCGUCAUCUUCGAGGACUUGAUCUCGGCGGACGACGUGCUGGCCAUCGUCCGCGUCUUCCCCACGGCCCUGAAGGAGGUCUGCCUGUACCUAACCGAGUACGGCCAGUUCGCCUUCUUCCCCACCGAGACAGGCAUCGGCGGCCUCAAGACGGCGAGCGGGGACGAGACGAGUCCUGAGUUCGGGGUGCCUGUUCCGUUCGUUUGCCAGACCUUCAGCGUGGGAGACCAGGCCUCUGUGGUUGUAAGCGGGGAGGUCCUCAAGAUCCAGCCGAAGUAUCCUCUCAUGCGCAACACGGAGUACACAGUGAUGUUGCCCAGAAGGGCAGUGAAGGCGAGCGCGUUCGCGAGCGGCGCCUUCCAGGGCGCCAUGUUCAACGGCUGGCCCAGCGAGGGGGCCCCUGCGGACGAGGAGUACGUCUUCACCACCGGCAGCCCGGCCGCCUCCCGCGCGCAGGCCUCCGUCUCCGUGGGCUGCGGCUCGGAGGCAGAUUGUGCCUCGCGACGAGACGUCCUCGACCGGGAAAUGGAUGACGUCGCAUUGAGGACGGCCUGCUUCAUCGCCUGGUUCCGCUGCUCGAACGACACCUCCUCUGCCCGCUACUGCGAGCAGCCGGCGGGCAUGGACUGGUGCGAGGUGAACGCCGACGCCUGGAACGCCACGGCGGGGCCCGAGGGGGCCUCCGCCGCGCCGGCGGGCGCCUUGGGCGCCGCCCCCCGCCCGGGCGGCGCCGACGUCCUGAGCGCGACGGGCUCCCGGGCCGGGCUCGCCGCGCGGGCCCUGCUGCGCUGCCUCCCCUGGUGGGCGUGGGCCUGCGCGCUGGGCGCCUGGGCGCUCUGCGCCUUCGCCAGCUACCGGGCGACGCAGUGGAUAUGCGACGUCUACCGGAAGAGCCGGAUGUACGACCCCUACGUGUGCCAGGUGACGAAGUACCUGCCCUUCUGGGCAACGGUCUCGGUGCUGAUCCUGGUGGUCGUCAGCGGCACGUUCGGGGCGCACGCGGCCGAGACCACGUAUCAGCGGGAGGGUUCGGCCCAUGAGCAGAGAGAUGCUGGACGCGCAGACCGAAGAGCCGAUGGACCUUCCAUACUUCCGUGGGAGGCAGCUCUGCGCCUUCACGCUCGCGGCCUCCGCUUCCGCGGCCGGCAUCUCCGCCGUGGCUUCCGGGGCGACGGCGCGCUUCCGGAUGUGCUACCACGACGUCGGCCAGGCCGCGGCCCUGGCGUCCGCGGCGCUCGCGCUGGUGGCCGUGCUGGCGUCCUCGUGCGGGUUCGUUCGGGGCGCAGGCCUGGGGACCGUGGCCGCCGCCAUGCUCUGCGUGGGGGCCGCCGGCGUCUGCACGGCGCUGCUGGCCCUGCCGCUCGGGCUCCUGGUGCUGUACUCGCGGGCCGGCGUCGGUGA